AUGAACUAUGAGAAUGCUAUCUAGUUGAUAAAUGACCCUACUUUUUUGAGGUAGGAAAAUAAUAUCCAUUAAAUUAUUUAGCUUAUUUAGCAAGCAGGGCUUUAGUAAAAUUUAAAGAAAAAUUCAGUUAGCCUUGUUACUAAAUUUCUUUAAGUUAUGUGUGCAUAGAAGGAUAUGAAAAAGAAAAUAUUUUUAGAUAGCUUAUUAGAAAGUCUCAAAGCAAUAUAAUUAGCUACAAAAAAAGGGCUUAAAAUAGAUAUGAAAAUAAUAAUUAUGAAAAUUAUAUCUUUUGCAGGUGAUAAUUCUUUUAUUGAUGAAGGUUUACUUUUAAGUAAAUAUUAUUACUACCAAUAAAAAAAUCCUUCAUGCUUUUACUACGAGUUUUCAAAAACAAAUCCAAGAUGGAACUUAACUGAUUUAGAAGCUGACAUAAUUAAGAGUACUGAUGAUCCAAAGGAUAAAGAAAAGAAUACAUAUGUAUUGAUUUCAAGAAUUAAAUUAUUGUAGAGAACUGUUGGAGGAUUUAGCAGUUACUAUGAAGAAACAAAAUCUAAUUUGUAACUCGCCUCUAUUGUCAUCAGUGAAAAAGACUCUUACUUUAAAGAUUAUAUAUUCCUAACACAUAAAAUGAUAAUUAAUGCACUCAAAGGAAAUGAAAAAAUCGAUUAAGGUACUAUAUGUUCAUUUUACUUUUAUCACCUAACUUAAGAGAAUAUUACAAUAGAUUAGUUUGGUGCUAUGCUAGUAGAUAUACUCAAUCUAAAUAAAUAAAAUAGUUUUUAAAAAAAUAUGAUUCAUUCUAUAAUAGUGGAUUGUAUAUAACUCAUAUCCAACAAGAGCUCAAAAAAAAUAUACACUUAGAUUUUUGAAAAUAAAAUUGUUAUAAAUAUGAUAGAAGUACUGUGCUUUUAACUAGAAGACUUGUAAUUAAUUGAAAAAAUUGCACUUUAUUUGAGUGAAAUACCUUAUAACUAAAAGAUAUAACAUAUAAGUAUAUUGUUAAAGAUUUCUUCAGCAUUAAAAGAAGAAAAAUAAGCAAUUGAAGAAAAUAAUUUCUAAAAAAGCUAACUUUAAUAAAAAUAAUAGUAGAAAUAGUUAUUCAAAUAUGAGUAAUAGUAAAAUUUAAAUAAUUUUUCAUUUAAUAGUGACCAAGAAAGUAUGACUAUUGUUUAAGAGUAGCUAUCACAUAAGAAUCAAAAUACUAAUGCAAGUUCAUUAUUUACUGUUACUUAACCACACAUGAAUAAAAAUUAGAAAAGUAAUAAUAAUGGUAAGAGCAAAUCAAGAAGAAGCAAGAGUAAAUAGCGAAUAUCUAAUACUUAAUUAGAAAAAAAUGAAUAAAUAAAAUAAAAUGACUAAUUUGAAGAUACGACUAAUAACAAUUAUAAUCAAAAUGCUAAUGCUAAUAUUGAAAAUUAAUACUUUGAUAAUAAGGAGAAUAUUUUUUAGGAGAAUUUCAUUUAAAUCGCUGCACCUGCAAAUGCCCUUCAAUAGCAAGUGGUUUUAAAAAAAAUAAAAGAAGAAGAUUAAUUUUAUAGAUUGUGUGAAGACUACUAAGAACUCGAUAUAAAGGAAGUUGGAGGUAUACAAGUAAUGAUGGCUUAUAAGAUUUUUAAUUAAAUUUAAGACCUGAAAAAUAUUUAUUUUAAUAGCAAACUAAAUAAUCGAGAAAUAUUAAAAGAAUUAGAAAAACCCAAGUCAAAUAGUAUGAUGUCUGACAGCACUGGUGCAUAAAGAAAAAAUAUUUAAAAUGACAUUAUUGAUUAAGAUUUGUUAAAUAUAUUGAUUAUUUAAAAUGAAAUUUGUGAGCUGAUUAAUGAGUAAGAAAUAAAUCGCUAAGAGAUUAGGUGCUAAAAUUUAUUCUAUAUAUUCACUUUUUUUUUAAGUAUGAUAGAAGAUUAAGAUAAUAUUUAUUUCAACUACAAAAGAAAUAGAAGGAAAGGGGGAAAUAGUGGUUACUAAGUUAUUUCUGUUUAAAUAAAGUUAUUAGUUGAGGAUAUGUUUAAGUAUCACAGAUAUUAGAAUAUUGAUAAAAUAGAUUCUAAAUCAUCUAAAGGCAGAUCUUUUAGAACUCUACCUGAAUAUAAACAAAAGAUGGAGGAGAUUAGAAAUUUUUAGAUGAGCUAUACAAUUAAAUGUUCUAUAGCAUUAUUUAAGAAUAACUUGGAUAUUCAUGUAUCAUAAGAUCUAGUUGAUACUAUAGUAGAAAAUUUAGAUUUUGAGGAUUUAGAUUUAAUUCAUACACUAAUUUUAGCAUUCGCUUAGUAAGAAAAUAUAGAUUUGAAUAAAAAGCUUAGUAUAGUUGCAGAUAGGUCUAUUGAGCUAUUUAUUUCAAUGCAUAACUUUUAAAAUGAUUGCUAAAACAUCAAAGAAAGCUAACGAUUAGUAUCUAGCGUUUAGAAAGAAUAAAAAGCCAUUUCAGAUUUACAGAAACUUAUGAAAAAGUUAGAAUGUACCUGUGUAAUAAAUUUAGUUUAUUUACACCAUGCAUCUAUAGAUUAAAAAAUAAGAAACUCUCAUAUAGUUUAAUGCUUAAAUAAAAAGCUCAAUGAAUUCAAAGAAUGUGUUUUAAAAAAUCAAAUCGAUUCCUAGCAGUUGUAUGUCUAAAUAAUGAUGGAAACAGUCUGCAAAUAUAUGUUUAGUAAGAAAAAGAAAAGCUAAUAACUGAAAAAGCUUAAUUUAUAAGGAGUUUUUGAAGAAAUAGGAAACAAUUUUUCAUAGAUACUUUCUUGGAACGAAAAAAAUCUUUUGGAACAAUUAGGUUUUUUUAUUUAAUACAUGGAAUUUAGUGAUUUUUGCAUUACAUAAAUGUAAAGAGAUAAAAAUGAAUUUGGAACAGAAGAAUCUAUUGAAAUGCAAAAAAAUUUAAAUAUAAUUAGAAGAAUGACAGUUAAAAAUCUAGAGUCUUUUCAUAAUGUAGACAGUUUAGAUGUCAGCAAUGAAAAAUGUUUUAAUAAAGUGUUAAUUCAAGUUUUGACAAAGAUCGUUUAAAUAAUUAACACUAAAUUUAACAUUUAAAAGUCUGCACUGUAGAUUAGCUUUAAAACUAUUAACUUGAAGCUUACUCUUAUCAACAAAAUUAUUUGUUUAAUAUUAGAAAAUAAACUAAAAGACACAGCUUCAAUAUAAAAUUUAACUGCAAUAUAAGUUCUCUAUGAAUCAAGCACAUACUACAAUUAAAUACUUUUAAUGCUUUUAGAAAUAAAUGAAGACAUAUACUAUAUUUUGUAGCAUAAUACAGGCUCAAAUUAAUAGAAUUGGGAUUUAUAACACACUCAUUCAUUUAUAGUUAAUUUUUUACUAGCUUCUGAAAACAUCCAAGGGUCUCCCUUAAUACCAAAAUUCAAUUUUUUAAGAUAAAAUUUAUCAUGGAGAGAAGUUAAGCAGUUUUUACACACACUUAAGUAUAUAAGAGAAUUAGCUAGUUACUUUUAAGUUGGAAUUUUGUAAGCAAAUAUUAUUGUAUUUGAAUUACUAUUAUUGAGGUUUUUAAAUUAUGAAGGCUAGUUUUUGAAAAAUACAACACUAGAUUUUCAUGAAAAAGAUUUCUCUGAACUAUCUAGUGUAUCUUAAGAGUAUAGCAUUGGUUUUUAAAGUGAUAAGGAUAUAAAAGAAGAUUCUUUUUUUAAGUUUAUUGAAUUGAGAAUAGAAGAAAAGUUGGAAGAAUAUAUUUAGGUCCUCCAUUAAAAUUAGAAAUCCGAUGAAGCUAAAAAAUUAUUAAUCUACUCUAAAGCCAAUUCAAAGAUUGAAGAUAUUUAAUCUUGGUUAUAAGAAAUAUAACAAUGCUUAAAACGCAAAAGAGUGAGCUGUGGAAAGCUUAUAGAAAAAAAUACUAAUUAAAUAAAGUAUAUAAUCCAUGAAAUUAACGUUCUUAGGAUAGAAAACAACAAGAUCGCUUCAUUUUAACCAGACAAUCUAAAUGAAUAAACAACUAAAAUUCAUUAUAGAGAUAUCAUGAAGGAGGCAGAUGAGAUUGAAAAUGAAAUAGAGAGUUAUGAUAGAAAUUCUAUUUCUUCAUAAAAUAAACAAAUUCUAAAACUAGAUUAUAUAGUAUUAAGCCUAAGAAUGCAUAUAUAUUGCGCCUAGUAUAUCAGAAAUAGCAAUCAAUCAUAUUUUUCUACUUAACUCAUGGAGAAGGCUUUUAAAAAGCUAACUUCGAUUUGCUUUGAAAAGGCUGUAGGUAACUUAAGUGACAUUUAUGAAAACUAUUCUCUUUAAUAAGGCGCAUGCUAAAUGUACCAUGCUGCAGCGAAGACUUAAUAGGAGAUAAGUGCUUAACAGUCACAAAUAGGAUUUAUCAUCAAUCCCUUUACUAAAAUUUAGACUUUAGUCAAUAACAGGAAAUACUCCUCAAGCAAUAAAAUAUUAGGAGAUUUAGUAGAGUAUCUGAACAUAGGGAAUGGCUUUUCUUACUUUAAAAAUACAGGAAGCAAAAGAAUAUAAUAGCUGCUAAUUCAAUGCUUAAAAUUAUAUUGCAAGAAUUAAAAUUCUUUAAAUUGCUUUAAUAAUCUUAAAUAUUAUGGAAAGCUUUUACAAAUAACUAGUAUUAGAUUCCUUGUUUUGCAUGAAUUUUUAAGGAUUUAGACUAUUCUAAAGGACUACUCUGAUUUCUUAAGAAACGGCGUUUUAAUUGAUAUAAUAGGUAAUCUAUUGUUAUAAAAAUAGUUUAAUCUACAAACUCUUCAUAAUUUAUUUAGCAAGCGUAAAUCCAGUGUUAUAAAUAUGUAACUCAGUAAUUUCAUCUAGUCUCUAAAUGAUAAACUUUUAACAUAAGAUUUAGAUUUAAGAUCCACAAAAAUGUAUAAAAUAUCUAUGCAAUACAUGAUUUCCUUGUUUACCUCUUCAGUACGUAUAAAUCAUAAAAACUUAGAGAGUGAAAUUUGUGAAAUGAUAUUUUUUUCAAAAAAGAAAUUCUAUUUUCUCAAUCCAUAACUCCAUCAAAAUUUGUAAGAGAAUUCUGAAAUGUCAAGAAAUGGAAGUGUCGAAAUAAAUAAAAAUAAGAAAAUGAUUUCGAGAAAUCAGAAUUAAAUAAAUGAUUCAAAACUAAAUAAAUUUCCUUCAGGAGUAUGCUAAUUAUUUUAUAAUAUUCUCUCUAUCGAUAAGAAUAACUCAAAGUAAUAAACUUAUUUCAUAGUAAAUGAAGAUUUUUGCUCCCAUAUUAUAUCUCAUAAAAACUAUUAUUCAUUUACAUUGAGAUACCUUACUUUAAUGCAAUCAUUAAACUUACUGAGUAAAAUAACAGACUGCAGAUUGAGCAUGAGCGAAAACUCUAAUUAAAGUAAAAAUCCAACAGUUUUAUGUGACGAAAUACAUGGAAAUUUUAUAGCUUUAAUUAAUUUUAGGUAGUUAUGCCAGCUGAUGCAUAAUUCUUAUCUAUAAUAUAAUUUGACAUAUGCAAAGCAAUUCUUUUAUCUUUAUCAUAAAUUUGAUGAAACUAUAAAAGAGCUAUUAAGAGAAAUUCCAUAUCUAAUAUAAGUUUAUUAAAAUAAUACAGUUGUAAAAAAUUGUUCAUGUUUGCCUUCUUCCUAAGUUAAAGCUCCUUUGUUUUUGGAUGGAAGCAGAUAACUCAUUACUGAAUCGUUUGCUCUUGAUGCUUCGUACAUGUAUAAAAAAAUGCUUGUUAAUUCAUAAGAUUUAUCAGAGUAGUAAGAUGCUAUUUUGCUAGAAUAAGAAAAUUUUGAAGAACCAGAUUCGAGCAUGAAGCAGUCAUCAUCCAUGUCAAGUGAUUAAAGUGAAUAAAAAUUACAAAAUUAGCAAAAUAAAGUAAAAUAAAAAAAUAAUCUAAUGAUGGAUGAAACAGAAACAGCUAUUAAUUCUAAAUAAUUAGGGCAGUUUGAAAAGUUAAGCUCAGUAAAUAGUAUUUAGCAAGCUUAAAUAAAUUUUGAGUUCAAAAGAUUGAGAACAAGUAUGAGAGAUUUUAGCAUUAGCAAAUAUGCUAAAAGUGACCUAACUUAAGUUUUAUAAAAGUCUUUCAAAUACAGCAGGAUUGAUAACUUUAGCUAGAGGCAUUAUUAAUUUUAACAAAUAAAGUUAGAACAUGAUUUGAUAAUAUUAAACUUUAUUGAUUAUAAUAACGAAAGGGCAAUUCAAAUAUCAAAGUUUAAUCAUCUUAACUAAAAUUAUUCUAAUUUUAGAAUUAAUAGUCAAUCUCAAACUAAUUUAUUUUCAGACUACAUAAAUGACAUAAAAAGAAUACUUCAAAAUAAUGAAUCUGAUAUGAGAAACGAUGAAAAAAAGCGAAAGUCUUAAGUUGAUCCAAAUAACUGGUGGAAAAGUAGAUAUAGCAAUGACAAAUAACUUGAGAAAAUCCUUAGCCAAACUCAAACCAUUCUUGACUAUCACAUAUUUUUGUUCUUUGGAAGUGAAUAAACAGAAAGAGAAAAAAAAAUAAUGUAAGAUAUUUUAGUAAGGAUAAACUAAUGUGAAUAAAUAUGCAUAGCUAAUUAACCAAAUGAUCAAUGUUCUUUAUUUGAAAAGCAUAUUUUAAUUCAAGAAAAAAAUAAUUUAAUAGAGCUGUUAUUCUCUUUGAUUAAAUGUUCUUUGUUUAUAACUUUGAACUAAACAAAAUUAAAGCUCAUUUUUGAGUUGAUGUGCAUUCAAAAUAUAUAUUUGUAAUACUUAGGUUUUCAAUCUUAGCAAUAACUUUUUUCAGAGAUUUGCAAACUAUAAAAUGAGUACUAAAAAAGCUAUAAUCCUUCAUAAAGAAAACCAAUGAUGUGGAUUCUAAGUGAAAAUCUUUUACAGGCACCUUUAGAAUUUAUGAACUGCUUUUCUGAAAAUAAUUAAACUUUCUAUAGAAUACCCUCUUUAUAAUACCUUUAUGAGAAUUACACCCCUAAUAACAGUGUAAAUUUCUCUAAUAAUUAUUAUUUACUAAACCCUUCUGGAGAUCUGGUUCAUACUUAAUCUAAAUUCUAACAUAAAUUUGAGUCGAUAAGGUCAUGGGAAGGUGCUAGUGGAUUUAGUGUAAGUACUAAAGAACUCUAAAAAGUACUUAAAAAUUAUCAAUCGUAUACAUACAUCGGACAUGGGGCAGGAGAGCUCUAUAUAAAUCAAAAGCAAAUUUAAGAAAUAAAAAACAUAAAAUCUGCUAUUUUGCUAUUUGGUUGUCAAUCAGCUAGAUAAGCUGUGUAGUUAGAAUUUAACUCUCAUUAAUACGAAGUUACAGGAAAUAGCUUAUACUUUUUAAUGAAUAAUUGUAAAGUCCUUAUUGGGAGUCUUUGGGAUAUAACAGAUAGAGAUACUGAUAGGAUGGUUUUAAAAUUAAUUUAAAUUAUUGAAAAAGCUAGUUUGAAGAAACCUAUUGAUUUUAGCUAAGCAUUUUUACAGUCGAGAGAGGAAUGUAAACUAAAAUGGCUUAAUGGAUCAUCAUUUGUUUGUUUUGGAAUCCCAACUUAAUUCCACAUGAAAUGA
Tetrahymena thermophila SB210 is the source of this 7413-nucleotide messenger RNA. Its product is annotated as peptidase family C50 protein. Gene Ontology annotation, biological process: proteolysis; meiotic chromosome separation. Gene Ontology annotation, molecular function: cysteine-type endopeptidase activity. Gene Ontology annotation, cellular component: mitotic spindle; cytoplasm; centrosome. The transcript has 7 exons. The record is from RefSeq and is a predicted model, not a curated record. NCBI's taxonomy places the organism in Eukaryota, Ciliophora, Oligohymenophorea, Hymenostomatida, Tetrahymenidae.